Messenger RNA from Fonsecaea erecta, 3795 nucleotides. RefSeq lists its product as hypothetical. Gene Ontology annotation, biological process: iron-sulfur cluster assembly. The coding region runs from base 1 to 3795 and encodes 1264 amino acids. NCBI's taxonomy places the organism in Eukaryota, Fungi, Ascomycota, Eurotiomycetes, Chaetothyriales, Herpotrichiellaceae. The transcript has 3 exons. The record is from RefSeq and is a predicted model, not a curated record. Gene Ontology annotation, molecular function: hydrolase activity; ATP binding; iron-sulfur cluster binding.
AUGACCAUCAACACACUUACUGCCGGUGCCGCAGUCACUCCCACUGUCAUAAAGACAUGCAUUUCACAUUAUGCCAACCGGAAGCCCCGCCGCCAGAAACCAACUGCCCACAUCUCCUACGAUGAAGGCCUCCAUCUGAUGCGAACCUUUCUCCUUUACGCCUCACAUCACACAGUGGAAGAUCUACAGUCCUUUACCGCUCAAUGGGUCCCCAGCCCGUCUUGGGUAAGAACCGAAAGCGUCACAAUCACAACCGACCAUGUCUCCAAGGCUGCGAAGACGAUCACGGCCCAACUGGGACCGACAGGCAUUGAACAAGUCGGCGGCACUCAGUGGUGGCAAUGGAGGCCCAAGGGAGCUGAUCUGAAAGCAGAGUGGGUCGAGAUGCGUGCACAUUACAACGAGCUGAAAAGACAAGGCACGAAAAGCAGACGGAUUAUGCUCUACAUCCACGGCGGAGCGUACUUCUUCGGUAGCGUCGACGUCCACAGGUACCAGCUUCAGAGGCAUGCUCGAAAGCUCAAGGCUCGCGUGUUCGCCCCGAGGUACAGGCUAGCGCCACAGUUUCCCUUUCCCUGCGGGCUACAGGACUGCCUUGCCGCAUAUUUUUAUCUGCUUAGUAUACAUGAUCCUACCGAGAUCAUUCUGGCGGGCGACUCGGCCGGUGGAGGCAUGGUUGUCUCGAUACUCUGUAUUCUCCGUGAUCAAGGCCUUCCCUUGCCUGCUGGCGCAGUCCUCAUCUCCCCAUGGGUGGACCUUACGCAUUCUUUCCCCAGCCUGAGUGGCAGCGCAGAGUUUGACUAUAUACCACCCUAUGGCUUCAUGCAGAAACCUUCAACCUCGUGGCCCCCUCCCAACGACGAAGAGCUAGCAACCAUCAGCAGAUUGGCGAAAGGCAAAGAUGUCCCUCUUAAAAAUAAGGAAGACGGUCCAAGCACGUCGGUACCCAUCAAGGAUGACGGUAAUGUGGAGCCUGGUCCUCAGCUACCUCUAUCAAUGGAGUUGGACGGAAAGCGAGUUGUCUUGCGAGAUCAGAUUCAGAUGUAUACGACCAACCAACUAUUGGCCCACCCCCUAGUGUCACCCGUCUUGCAACCCUCCCUAGGAGGCCUACCUCCAGUCCUGAUCCUUACCGGCGGCGGGGAAAUUCUGCGAGACGAACAAAUCUAUCUUGCUCACAAGAUGGCAAAUCCGUCCAAGUUUCCCCUAGGUUCUAUUUACAAGGCAAGAUAUGAUCCAGAUGGUGCUCUCCUUGCUAAAUACAAACCCACGCCAGUUCAAUUGCAAGUGUGGGAAGAUCUGUGUCACGUUGCUCCAACGCUGUCUUUCACUCGCCCAGCGAAGUUCAUGUACCGUUCAGUUGCACAGUUCGGAGCUUGGGUGUUAGCUAAGGCUCAGAAGCGAGCGAUCGAGAUCAUGGAUGACGACAAUAUCUCGGUCAUUUCCUCACAGACGGAUAAUAACUCCCUGCCGGACACCGACGCCGACUCAUCAAGUACCGGCGCAGCAAAGGCGAAAUUAGACCUGAACAAGGUGACGGGAAGUGUUGGUCGAGCGGGAGACCCAAUCCCCCCUUUCGAGAACAACAUGAUUCGUCAACGGAUUGACCGUCACGGGAAGAUUUACCCUUUGGCCGAACCACAUGAACUGCCAGCGUUGCAAAUGCAUCCAGACCAGGUGGGAGUAGUCAAACCUGGUCCCGUAAGAAAAUGGCUCGAGGCCAAACAGACGUGGGAUACUAAAUAUGCCAGAGUCAGGACGAAGGUGCAAAAGGAAAGAGUUGCAGCUUUAUCCAGUGGGAAGAUCAAGGGCUUUGAAGCCGGUGAGCACCCUCCGCCGUGCGCUCUUGCCAGUCGGCGGACAGACAAGGAUCUUUUCGUCAAGAAGAAGAGGAAGAGUUAUGGGUUGGCGAUGUGGAGUAUGUGGGGAAGCAAACAUGAUGAGUCGGUGCUGAAGAGGGAAGAGGAGGCGGUCCAGCUGGAGAAGUCGGAAGACAAGCGCCUAGGCAGAGAGCGCGAGGACGGCGUCACGCCCACUAUAGUCGAAGGAGAACAAUCCUCGACACGUUGGCGUCGAAGCAACAGCGGAGGGCGAAGUGCGAGCGCAAAACGUCAGACAAGCCAAUCAAACACUCGAGGCAGGAGACGCACCAUCUCUGUCACGGACAGAGGCCAAGCUGAAGGUCGCAAUGUACCCCCAGUUGUGCUUCCCUCAGAUCCUGCAAGAUCCAAGGAGUUACCAGCCACGGCAGGGAACGAACAUUCGGCUCAAGACGGGCACAUAGCUUCACCUGAAUCAUCCUUGCUAUCAGCGGGCUUCAUUCCGAAGUUCAAAACAGCAGUGCAUCUUCGUGAUGAUAGCGGUGGCCAACACACGCCGGUGCUGUCCGACGCCGCUAGCACGAUGACCGGACGGAGCGGGUUCGUCGCCGAUGAUGCUAGCACCCGUGCUGUCUUCGCGGCCCCAGGAAUUUCGAAGAGCGUUGACUCCCAGGAGGUGGAGAAGGCGAAGCCAUCAAGUCCAGCCACGAAUACAAGGCCGGGAAGCCCCUUGGCAAACGAAACCAGGAGUUUCGUGUCCGGGAGUGAGGAAUUCAACGAAGGUGUGGCAAGCAUACAUCUAGGAUCUGAGCUAGGCAGUGUUACUGCGGGAAGAUUUCACACCGGGGCGCAUGGGAACGAUACACCUCGAAGCCAGCGCAGCCUGGAGCGGCUACAGAGCCACCAACGCGACGAGGGAAUGGGUCGGCUGGCGCCACUCCGAAGUCCCAGCUCCACCGCCAUCGUCAAGGCCGAGGGUGUUGUAGGCGUGGUUGAAGAUACAGAGUAUUCCAGAAAAGAAGGAGUCGAAGAUUAUGAGAUGAAAGAAGGCAUGAUAGAAAAAGAGAAGGAUAUAAACGGGGUGGGUCUUCCUCGGUCCUCUGCACCAGGCAGCAAAGGGCCACCGCCGACGAUCCCACGCGCCCAACGCGGGCUCCCCCAAAAGCGCCCGCUCCGCCAUGUCCGACACACCAUCGCUGUCUCCUCCGCUAAAGGCGGCGUCGGCAAGUCCACGCUGGCCGCGAACCUCGCGCUGUCGUUCUCCCGGCACGGUCUGCGGACAGGGAUCUUGGACACGGACAUCUUCGGGCCCUCGGUGCCCACGUUGCUCGGACUGGCCGACGCCGGCGAGCCGAACCUCACCCCGCAGAACAUGCUGGUGCCGCUGACCAGCUACGGGCUCAAGAGCAUGUCCAUGGGCUACCUGCUGCCGAGCGAGUCGGCGCCCGUGGCGUGGCGCGGGCUGAUGGUGAUGAAAGCCUUACAACAACUGCUGCACGAGGUCGACUGGUCCCCGGGUCUGGACGUGCUGGUCCUCGACCUGCCGCCUGGCACGGGCGACGUGCAGUUGACCAUCGGACAACAGGUCGAGAUGUCCGGGGCGGUGAUCGUGUCGACGCCGCAGGACAUCGCGCUGAAGGAUGCCGUCAAGGGCGUGCAGAUGUUCCGCAAGAUGAACAUCGACGUGCUGGGCAUGGUGCAGAACAUGAGCGUCUUCGUGUGCCCGCACUGUCACCAGGAGACCAAGAUCUUCGCCGCCAACGACACCGGCCUGAGCGGCGCAGAGGCCAAGGCGGCGGAACUGGGCGUCGAUUUCCUCGGCGACGUCCCCCUCGACGCGAGGAUCUGCGCCGACGCCGACCGGGGCAUGCCAACCGUCGUCGCCGAGGAGGCUGCCGGUGUCAAAGUCAAUUCCGGGUACUAUGAACACAUCGCCGAGAAGGUUGCCCGGAAGAUCGGGUUGGGAUGGCAAUGA